This is a messenger RNA of Thamnophis sirtalis, 976 nucleotides long. The record is from RefSeq and is a predicted model, not a curated record. NCBI's taxonomy places the organism in Eukaryota, Metazoa, Chordata, Lepidosauria, Squamata, Natricidae.
GAUCUGUUGCUGCUAGUGCGCUACUGGAAGACCCUGGGGGAUUCCCUUUUCGUGUGCCACCACUUGGUGGCGCUCUAUGCUUAUGGAUACGUAUUGGGUGGUUCCUGGAUGCCGCUGGCUGGCCACGUACUUCAAGCCUUGUUCUGGCCAAUGGCUUUGCUAUGAUGGUAGCGUUCUUUAUGGUGCGCAUUGCUGUCAUCCCCAGCUAUUAUAUGCAGGUGUACUCUUGGUAUGGAACGCCUGAAUAUGAACGUUUAGGCCUGGGUGUACAACUGGCCUGGAUCGGGCCAAGCCUUGCUUUGGAAGUGCUCAAUUUGAUCUGGAUGUACCGUAUUGUCCGUGGCUUCUACCGAGCUUUAGGCUGGUCAAAGACCGACAAGGCAGCCUGAAGAAAGGAAAGUGAUGGUACUUGACUUGGAAGACCCACGUUCUGCUGGACAAAAAUAAAUUCCCUCUUCUAAUCCCCUUAGAAGCCAGUAGCUCUAGGAACUGCUCCUGACUUAAGUCCUUGGGGAAAGAAUCCCAGAUUCAUGGGAAAAUGGAGCAUAUGGUUUUCCAUUCAAUCAAAGAAAGGUCUUGGCCAAAUUGACUAGGUUCAGCAAUUUGCCAUCUUCUAGAGAUGGGAGGUGUAUCUAGCCUAACUUUUGGCACAAAUGGAAAUGCUUGAGAGAUAAGAGUUUGGGGGACUCUGCUGACAUUCCACAGGACUUUUGAACGAGAUUUCAUAUAGCUCUGUAUAGCUAAACAGGUGAUGUUUCUAAUAUUUCAGGAAUUUAACCUCUUUCAACUAUCAAAUCUGUCCAUGAUGAUGAUGAUCAGGUACCGUUUCUUCCUAGGAAGAAAAGACUGGCUUUUGGGCCAUGUUUAGUGGUAAAGGGGAUUGAAAAUAGUGGAAGGAUAAGGGAAGAAAUAAUUGUAAAUUAAAAUUGUAAAUUUAAUGAAUUUAUAUGCCGCCCAAUCCUGAAGGACUCCGGGC